AUAUUAUCUACUGCUUAACGCCUUCGACUCCCUACUCUCCGUUCAAGCACUGUAAGUUUAUAGACAUUCGUUUGAUUCUGCAUCGUGGACAUCUUACAAUUCAAACGCUGAAAGCUCGUUCAAAGGCCCACAUUUGGGGUACGUGUCACAAGGCACACUCAAGAAAAUUCACUCUGGCGGAUAACAAAGUGGAUGGCAGCAUGUGUGCUCGCAAACGCACCUUGGUCGACUCUUACUCGCCUUAGACUCAGGCUCGACGUUCUACGUGUAUCGGCUAGGUUGCCUAUGCAAGCAUGGUCACCUCAACUCCUUAGAUCGCAUUACAGUGCACUCGUCAUCCAAGAGCCACCUGCUAUGGUUGCGAUGCGAGACGAGCCGUACCCACAGGAACCACCAGACCUCUCUAUAUUCGAGGAACCCACGGAGGAGUAUGGAAUAGCCUCGACGAUUGACCCUGACACCGUUCCUAUGACCUUUUCUGAAGUGCUGAUACAGUUGGUGAAAGACAGGAAGUUUGACGAUGCAGAUCAUCUCCUUACGGAACUUAUGGAGUCCGGUGUGGAUAUCAAGCAAGAUUUUGCCUAUGCGCAUGCCGCAAUCAAUGCAUAUCUUUAUCGCAAGGAUGUCUCUCAGACCCAACGGUUGUCCCUGUUCAGAAGUUGGUGGUCUCUCAUACCGGAAGCCAGUUCAAGAGUACAGUACAAUUUUGAACCGAUCCUACUUAUGUUACUAUCCAGGACACAUGUACCCGACCUCCCUGUCAUCAUGGAAUUCGCACUCAUUUCCGCCUCCAAAGGCUAUGCAGACCGGGUCGCGAAACACGUUAUCCCCGUCGUUGCUCGAUAUUCCCCUCCUGAAGUCAGCGCAGUUUUUCUCGGCAAGUUUCGAGAUGUCAGUAGGACGUACCUUAAAAAGCUGGGCCGUCAGAGUAGAGUGCAUGCUCGAUAUCGGGCUUCGCAAUGGCAUAACCUGGCGCUGCAAUCUCACCAUUCCGCGGGUCAUUUGCAGAAAGGGUUGGAGUCGUUGCAGGCUGUCUUUACACCUUCUUGGGGUGAAGUCUUCGUGGCUUCUCUCAAAAGGUCUCGGGUAUCUCGGGAUCUUGAGCCGCCUCCUCAUCUGGGACUGAUGAGCAACGAGGCAAACGCAUCCACAGUACAUCCCGCCCUCAUACCUGCAGCGCGAUCUUCAAUGAUUCAGCCAUCCAAUACCAUUCCUUUGGGUGACUUGAAGGAUUUCGAUAAUUUUUACCAUCGUCUCAAGAGUGAGGUGAGGGCGUAUGCCCGUGUCGGCACGACCUUCGAGAAACGCACCCUUCCUUCAGCACCCACUCUGGCUCAAUUCAUGCAACAGUGUAUCGAGCUCGGUCGCAUGCUUGCUUUGCUUCGCUUGCGCGUCCUAUUAUGUCGUCCCGGCUAUGCCCGUCAUCAAAGGCAUGGUCUCUGGGUUCUCGCAGAGAUGCUUUACCACUACUAUCGUCACGAAUAUCGUGGCGUCCUACGAACGUACAUCCGUCACUACCAUGCUGUAGGACUUCCCCUCAAGGCAGGCUAUUUACGUCGUUUCGGACCGGGUGAACUCUGCGAUGUAAAAUUCUUUGGAUCCUACGCGCCGCUCUUGCGUAGCCAGAAUUUUUCCCCUGUUGGAUUGUUUCCAACAUGCUUUCAAACUGCAUUGGUGUGGAGGGUGAUAGUGGAAACCGCGGAGAGUGUCUCAGAACUAGACGACCUUUACAAAGAGCUCCUUGGAUAUAUCAAAACCGCUAAGGGCAUCCCAACCAAGGCACAAUACCACAAGUCGAGCUUUCUAGCCUUCUUGAGGCAGCCACGAGACCCGUUUCCUGAUGAAUCCUCAUACCUCCAACCCUUGCCCGUCCCUUCACAGUUCGAUGCGGCCCAUUUCGCCCCUUUCAUAAAAGCAUUCGCGUCUCGUGGGGCCACAAAUCGAUAUAUUGAUAUCCUCACAGAUAUGCAAGACCUAGAUAUCCCCGUAUCCACACAAUGCCUUACCAUCGUCUGCUCGACGUUUGCAAUCAACGGCGAGAUGGAGAAACUUCACUCUCUUCUCGACGAAAUGGAAGACAGUCUCAGGCGCGACAAACAUAGCGAACCAUCCGCAAUUCCACCACCCACUUCCGAAACAUACACGACGGUCAUUCUGUUUCUGCUGCGCAAGAAGAACGUGGAUGCUGCAAUGACUAUUGCACGUCGACUUUUGGAAAACGCACAGUAUGUCCCUGGGACGAACAGUGAAACUGAUCAAGUUCUACGUGCUCUGACGGAGGCUGUUACGCAUGAAUACGAAGGGUUGAUUGGUAGACCGGAUACACCAUCAAUUGAUGGGCAGGAGUCAUCGAUAGUCUAGGGACGCUAGCGUAUUCGGAAUCUCAUACCGUACGCUUGCAACUUGGGUGCGGAAUCCUAAAUAGGGCUGGAGGCUCGACCCUACGCAUUUCAUGACUUUGGUAGAGGCGGAGGUACAUCUUCAAGCGCCGGCCGCAUACAAUUCCGCCUUACCCUGCACGGACGCACAGUCACAACAGCUCUUUGAGACAACGAGGCAACUAGCAGGGUCGGGGACUUUUGGCCACGUCAUUCGAUAUGGACACCUUAUCUAGGGAUCGCCGCCAUGGGCAGUUCAGCUCCACUGGCAUGCAUGUCCUGACCGCAGGCAUGACCCUAGGAAUGUUGUUUGGGGGAGGGGGAAGGGUUGUGCUGGGGGUUCAAGGGGUAUUAUACUGGUACAUGUGGUAAAGGAGAAAUUGGUGGUAUAUCUUCACGGGGAAUAAUAAACCAAAAGAUUCAUGGAGACAUUGGCGAAAUGUGAAGAAAUUGAUGAGAAGAACAAGAAGAAUAGUCCGUAUGAAACUUGGAUAUAAAAAGAAAGCAGCAACAUUACGGGAAGACUGGGAAUUGAAUACUGGAUAAACGAAAGAAUGAAUGAACGCGUGCGAAAGUGAAGCAGUAGAAGUCGAAUAAAGUAAUCGCAUCC
Messenger RNA from Somion occarium, 2988 nucleotides. NCBI's taxonomy places the organism in Eukaryota, Fungi, Basidiomycota, Agaricomycetes, Polyporales, Cerrenaceae. The record is from the annotation of a GenBank genome assembly.